AUGCCACGAAAUCGUCUGUGGAUAAGAGAGGAAACAAGAAUGUUGGGGGUCAUACAAAUAAUGACUGGCAUAUUUAUUCACUGCCUGGGACUACUCUGGAUAUAUUUGUUAUUCACAGAAAUUGUUGCAUUUGGAGCCAUGUAUGUUCCUCUUGCACUAUUAACAGGAUACCCAUUUUGGUCAUCCUUGCUUUUUAUCUUCUCAGGAGCCUUUGCAGUAUUGUUAGAAAAGAGACGUUCACCAUUCUUGGCAUCUUAUGCUUUAGUAGCAAACAUCAUAAGUGCCUGUAUUUCGGUAAUUGGUCUGCUUUUACUAUCACUUGAGUUUGUAUUAUAUAAUAUAAAUAUAAAAAAUCCUAUUUGGCCACAUGUAAUGGUAAACUCCUUUCAGAAUAUCUGUUUAUAUUAA
This is a messenger RNA of Saimiri boliviensis boliviensis (Bolivian squirrel monkey), 408 nucleotides long. Its product is annotated as membrane-spanning 4-domains subfamily A member 5-like. Lineage: Eukaryota; Metazoa; Chordata; Mammalia; Primates; Cebidae. Gene Ontology annotation, biological process: cell surface receptor signaling pathway. Gene Ontology annotation, cellular component: plasma membrane. The record is from RefSeq and is a predicted model, not a curated record.